AUGAUGGCUUGUUUUGGAUACAUGAACACCGUGGGAACAUAUCAGGCAUAUCUAGCCAUGAAUCAGCUGUCUAGCUACUCCGAAUCGACAAUAGGUUGGAUCUUCUCCGUGUACAUCUUUCUGUCAUUCGGAGCUGGCGUCCAAGUAGGGCCGUUCUUCGACAAACACGGUCCAUUCUGGUUGGUCGUUAUAGGAUCGAUUUGCUUGCUCCUGAGCAUUAUGCUCUUGGGAGUAUGCUCGCAGUAUUGGCAUUUCAUGCUGGUCUUUGGCGUGCUUGGAGGAAUCGGCACAGCCAUGAUCUUUACGCCGGCUGUAUCAUCAGUGGGACAUUGGUUUUUGCGUCGUAGAGCCAAUGCGACUGGAAUUGCAACAUGUGGCGGAGCACUUGGUGGAGUGAUCUUUCCGUUGAUGUUACAAGAUUUGUUCCCCAAGGUUGGCUGGGCUUGGGCCACGAGGAUCCAAGGAUUCAUCUUCAUUUUGCUGUUGCUUGUUGCCAUCCUGCUGCUUCGCGCACGCCUUCCACCGCGGCCAGGAGGAAGCGCCUGGCCAGACGUGAGCGUGUUCAAAGAUCUGCCCUUUGCACUGGUCACAGCAGGCGCAUACUUCCUCGAAUGGGGCCUUUUCAUCCCAGUGGCCUACCUCACUUCCUACGCGUUAGACACUGAUGGAGCCAUCUCGCCCACGUUCGCAUACCAACUCCUCGCCAUCUUCAACGCCGGUUCCUUUUUCGGUCGAUGGGUACCAGGAUACGUCGCGGAUAAGUUGGGUCGUUUCAACACACAAAUCGUCGCAGUUUUCCUUUGUGCCGCCUCGUCGCUUGCGCUGUGGCUUCCUGCUGCAGUAUACGCAACAAGCGAAAGUAGCUCCUCGCCUCAGACCAUUCUCGCUCUCACCAUCGUUUACGCUGCUUUGAUGGGCUUUGCCAGUGGCUCGAAUAUCAGCUUGACGCCGGUCUGCGUGGGUAUGCUGUGUCCGACUAAGGACUACGGACGCUACAUCGCCACGACGUACACCAUCGUCUCACUCGGAUGCCUCACAGGUCUGCCCAUCGCUGGAGCUUUGAUUUCAGCGACUGGAGGCUCGUAUUGGGCAGUUGCGCUCUUUACCGGUGGUUGCUAUAUCUGUGGCUUGUGCUGUUUCGUGGCAGUCAGAGUGAUGAAAGCUGGCUGGAAACUCGCAGUCAUCUAUUAG
Molecule: messenger RNA, 1191 nt
Organism: Sphaerulina musiva SO2202
Lineage: Eukaryota; Fungi; Ascomycota; Dothideomycetes; Mycosphaerellales; Mycosphaerellaceae
Product: MFS general substrate transporter
Exons: 3
Coding region: 1-1191 (396 amino acids)
Biological process (GO): transmembrane transport
Cellular component (GO): fungal-type vacuole membrane
Molecular function (GO): transmembrane transporter activity
Source: RefSeq, a predicted model, not a curated record